AUGCCUCCCAAAGCCAAGCCUGCUGCCGCCAUCUCCCAAGUCUACGUCUUAUCCAGCGACGGUGACAUCGACUCUGUCCACGCAUCUAUCGACUCAGCCAACGAGCGCAUCGAUGAGGCAAAGGCCGAAGGAUCCAACGACGUCGUGAUGGAGGUACAAGAGCUGCAGGGCGGAAGCAUCCAAGUUAACCAGAAGACGCCCGCCGCCAAGCCAAAAUCCAAAGCCAAGGCCAAGGUCAAGGCACCCAAGGACGAAGAGGACGAAGAUGAGGACGAGGACGAGCCUCCAAAGUCGAAGACAAAGCCUGCUGCCGAGCAACGUGCUGCAAAUUCGGCCAAGGGCAAGGCCACCAAGUCUGCAAAUGAAGACCUGCCAGAGAAUGUGCAGCAUCUACUCGCAAACCCAAGCACUGCACUGGCUGGCUUCAUCGUCGUGGUCACCGGCGUUCCUCCAACUAUAGGCCGAAAGAAUGCAGAGAAGCUGGUCGAGACACACGGCGGCAAGCUUGGAAAAUCCAUCACCGGCAAGACGAGCUACGUCGUCCUUGGAAACGACGCAGGUCCGAAGAAGCUGGAGCAGAUUGAGCAACACAACAUUGAAACCCUGGAUGAAGAUGCUUUGAUCGAACUGCUUGAGGGUGGCGGCGCCUCAUCGAAAAGAAGUGUAGAGGAUAACGACGAGAAGCCUGCGAAGGCGAAGAAGCAGAAGAAGUGA
This is a messenger RNA of Lachnellula hyalina, 714 nucleotides long. It is a transcript of the gene RFC1, whose product is annotated as Replication factor C subunit. Bases 1 to 714 code for a protein of 237 amino acids. Lineage: Eukaryota; Fungi; Ascomycota; Leotiomycetes; Helotiales; Lachnaceae. The record is from RefSeq and is a predicted model, not a curated record. The transcript has 3 exons.